GUCCGGACAACAGCAAGCAACACACGGUCCAGGGAGACUGAACACAAUUGAGGAGAAGGAGAACACCUUUUUUCCAUUCUGAUACAAGGACACGUAUGAAGGUUUCAUGUAGACUCACUGUGAACUGGGAUUAAGAAACAUUUAUUUUCGUUUGGAGUUAUAACUUUCAGGAAAGACAGGAAGAUGUUGCUAAAUAUAAAACACAUAUUGUGGUUGAUCUGCAUAUACCAAACAACGACUGAACCUGUCUCUAGCACGAUAUUGGUGAUGCGUCCUGUCAGCGGCUUGUUGUCUGGGAAAGUGACCCUUCCAUGUUACUUCUCCAUCAUCCCCACUGUUGGACCUAGAAACAGAAAUGCCUCAGGAACAGAUUACCUACGCAUCAAAUGGACCAAAAUUGAGGGUGGUGUUGAGUCGACUGUUCUUGUAACUCAAAAUGGCGUCAUUAGGAUUGGUUCGGGAUACAGAAGCCGUGUAUCUGUGCAGAGUCACCCGGAAGACAUUGGGGAUGCUUCUCUGACUUUGGUGAAGCUCCGGGCCAGUGAUGCUGGAACAUACCACUGUGAAGUGAUGUUUGGGAUUGAAGACACACAAGACACAGUCAGUUUGAAUGUUGAGGGCGUGGUGUUUCACUACAGGUCAAAGGUCAGCAGAUACAUUCUGAACUAUGCACAAGCUGUGCAGACCUGCAGCAACAUUGGAGCCACCAUUGCUACAGCAGAACAGCUGAGAGCUGCACAUGAGGACGGGUUUGAUCAGUGUGAUGCUGGUUGGAUAGCAGAUCAAACAGUGAGAUAUCCAAUCACUAGACCAAGGCCCGGCUGCUUUGGAAAUCUGCCUGGAAAACCUGGUGUCAGGUCGUAUGGCAAACGAAAGCCCACCGAGACCUUCGACGUGUACUGCUAUGUGGAUAAGAUUGAGGGUAAUGUUUUCUUUGCGCCCACUCCACGUAAGAUGAUCUUUGAUGAGGCCAAGGCUGAGUGUAAAAGCAUGAAUGCAGAGCUGGCCUCACCUGGUCAACUCCACGCUGCCUGGAGACAGGGUCUGGACCGCUGUGAUUAUGGAUGGCUGUCUGAUGGCAGCGCUCGCCAUCCUGUCUCCGUACCCAGAAGUCAGUGCGGUGGUGGUCUGCUGGGUGUCCGCAACAUGUACCGCUACCAAAACCAAACAGGCUUCCCAGAUCCCAAUAUGAGGCUAGGAGCGUACUGUUUCAAAGGUUCUAAGCUUUUAUUCAACCAGUCCUCUUGGGUGGAUGUCACAAUUCAGAGUGGUACCACAAUGGAGCCCACCACUGCAUUCUUCAGCACAGAGACCACCACAGGCCAGACUCUCUCUCCUGAGGCAAGUCCCUCUCAUGGGUCACAGGCCACCUCUGAUGAAGUCCUUUCUCCAACAGAUGCCCCUUCUAUGUUUUCUACAAGCAUGGCACCACCAAAGACAAGCCAAGUCCCUGACAGACUAGAAUCUGUCAUCACACCUUUUGCGGAAUCUGACGAAAGCGUUCCAACAACAAAACUUACAGAUUUUGAUAUUAGUGAUUUUGGCACUGAGAAGGCUGGUGAUGAAGCAAACAUUCGUGGAGAUGUGAUCCGUGGAGAACUUAGUACUGCAGUUCCCACAGCCUCAGUGGAAGCAAUGGAGGAGACAGAGGACAUGAGCAUCAUUGAAGUGAAGACUGUUCUACCUGACAUUUUACUCUCAGAUUCUCUGAGCACAAAACCGAUGUUUGCAGUCGAGAAAACAGAGGAAUCUAUUGUGGUUGGGGUUACAACAGACAACAUUUUAGAAUCAGAGGCCACUGUACUGACAUUAGUUAACACAGAUGUAUCUGGAAACAAAACUGAAUCGUUCUCACUUAGCGAGUCAAUACCAAAAUUUCCAGCACAGAUUCUGACUCACACAGCUAGUGAGACCAGUGCUGGUAAAGGCGAGGAUGAAUUACACACUUCCACAAAGUCAUCUUUUACAUUGGCAACAGAGGCUACUUUUCUUGAGAGUGCUAAGUCUACUGUAUUCUCUGAGUAUGAAGAUGAGGCUAGUGUUGGUGUUGUUAUGGCGGACCCCCCACCUCUGUCUACACAGAGAUCCACCAGCCCAGAACCUGAACAUUCAGAGACCUCUAGUGGAGUUACCAUCGCUGAUUCUGCAGUUACAAACAGUUUUUUUAUGCAAAGCUUAAUAACUGAAGAAUCUUCAGGAACCUCCAAAUCAACACAAAAUGCAUCUCAGACAUUCGUCAGCUAUUCAGAAAGCAAAACUGCUCAACUGACUGACCGUGUUACGAAGUCACCAGGCUUGACUUCACCUAGUUCAGCCACAGUUGCAGCAGGAGCAUUGAUGAUGACACCGUCACUUACUGACCAUGAAACAUUACAUGAAGAAGCUACUUCAGGCCCUUCAGAGGUCCCCAGGGAGACAUUAACAGAGGCCACGCACACCACCACUGAUUCUGAUCACUCAUCAGUUAACCAAAAUCUGAUGCCUUUUGGAGAGUCACAUUUUGACACUCCCCAGUUGGUAGUCAUCCCUGAGAUACUUGAUUAUCUUCUUCCUGUUGAUGGGGAGAAUGUUGUAGCAAGUGGAGAUACCAUGACCCCAACAGUCAGCUUCAUAAAUGGCAAGUUUGAGAUGACACUUCAGCCUAAAGAUGUGGCAGAAGAAGUUAGAGGAGAUAGGUUUGGAAGUGAUUCUCUUGGAGUACGCAACUUCAGUGAACAAGAAGAAGUAACAUUUAAUUUUGAUAGUUCAUUAGUGGAGGCUGGCAGAACACCACAUGAAUCACUGGUUUCAGGAUCCUCAGUAGUGUCCCCCUUUCAUUCCACAACCCUUCAUCCAGACAUUAAUUUUGGCCCAGGAGGAAUAGUUGUAGAGUCCACUCCGCCAUCAUCUCCCAUAGCAAUUAGCGAAGAUGAAACACUUGUAUCUGAAGGAACUGUAUCUUUUUCAGUGCAUAGUACUGGCUCAUUAACAGAGGACAAAGUCAAAGAUACAGCUGUUACAACACAGGUCAUGGGAAUGACAACUCAGAAAGAUGACUCAAUCAAAAGGACAACACACACAGUUGAUUCUGGCCUAGUCCCUACUGCUGCACAUAUGGACCGUUUGGAUAGAGAUGAAUCAGGCUUAAGUAAUCAGACAACUAAAGAAUCUAAUUUGACAUUACCAACUCAAGUACAUAGUACAACAGCAACAAGAAAAAAGGACAUAACAUUUACAUUUACACCAUCAUCAAGUGUGACUGUUAAAAUGCAGAAAGAGGCAACUUCAGAAUCAAUGAGGCCUUCAAAAAAUAAUUUAGAAAUGACAACAGCAAAACAUAAGCUUUCACCAUCACAUUUUUCUUCUGUUUUACCACCUUCAGAGGCUUCAGGAGAUGAGACUUUGUUUAGAACCACAACAAUAAGUUCUGCAUUGUAUACAAUAACUAAAUCAGACCGAGAACUGAGCAAAACCACAAAAAAAAUCUUAGUGUCCGGCUCAACAGAUGCUGAGAUCACAAGAGAUCAGACAACUGAAAGACAUAGUAAUCAACCUGUUUCCACUCUUGACUCUAUUGAAACUAGCACAGGACAUACAUUUAUAUCAUUGAGCACUGGGUCUCUAGUUGCGACUAAAAGCACGGAAAUAAUCUCAGGGUCCAGCUCAGCAGAUGCCGAGGCUACAGGAGAACAGACAAAUGAGGCAUAUAGUAGAGAACAUGUUUCCUCUCUUGAUUCCACUGUAACUAGUACUGUCAGUACAUUUACAUCAUUAAACACUGUGGACUCAACAGGACAAACUGACACAAGUCAAGAUAGAUCACAUACAGAAACAACCACAGCUACUCUGAUGGAGGUCAAAGAUCUGUCAGCAAAACAAUCUGAGUCCACCAUAAUUAAUGUUACAGAUACUCUUUUCUCCUCUGCUCAGACCGGACAUUUAGAUGAAACAUUAUCUGAAAGCAUUGUAACGAGCACAAUGAAUACAAAAAAGACAGCUGCUGAAGAUGUGCUGUCACCGACACAUUUUACAUUAGUUUUGGCAUCUUCUGAACCUGAAGCUUCAGGAGAUGAGACCUCUGACAUAUAUAGCAAGAAGUUCACAACAAGUCCUUCACUGUACAGUGCAACCAAAUCAGAUCUAGAUGACACCAAAACCACAGAGACAAUUUCAGUGUCCAGCUUAACAGAUGCUGAGGCUACAGCAGAAAAAACUGAACACUCAACAUUAAGAACAGUCACAAGCCAAGAUAUUGCAUUUCACAUAGGAACAACCCCAGCCAUGACCAUUGAUGCUACAAAGACUCUGUACUUCUCCACUCAGACUGACCAUUUAGAUGAUAAAUUAUCUGAAAGCAGUGCCACAUUGACCUCAGAGAUGAAAACAGUAAAAGAUAGACUUUCACUUUCAAGUUUUGCAUCAGUUAUGCCACCAACAGAGUCUGAAGCUUCAGGAGACGAGACAUCUGACAUGUUUAGCAAAGAAUUUACAAGAACAAGUUAUUCAUUGUACAGCACAACCAAAUCAGAAAUAGAACUCCGCAAAACCACAGAAACUAUCUCAGGGUCCAGUUCAACAGAUGCUGAUGUCAAAAGUGAUCAGACGACUGAGGGAGAUAGUAGAAAACCCAUUUCUUCUACUGGCUCUACUUCAGCUAGCAUAGUACAUACAUUUGAGUCAUUGAUCACUGGGGAAUCAACAGCACGGACUGACACAACUCAAGAUGUUACUUUAUAUACAGCAGCAACCACAACUACUACACUGGAGGACAAACAUCUGUCAGCAAGACCAUCUGAAUCCACCACCAUUAAUGUUUCAGAGACUGUGUUCUCCUAUGGUCAGACUGGAAAUUUAGAUGACAAAUUAUCUGAAAGCAGUGUUACAAUGAUAUUAGAAGAUGUACCAUUACCAUCCGGGUUUUCUUCAAGUUUGCCAUCUACAGAGUCUGAAGCUUCAGGAGAUGAGACAUCUGAUCCAUUUACAACAACAAAUUCUUCACUUCAUAGUCCAACCACAUCAGACCAUGAACUUACCAAAACAUCUGACAUGACAGAAACAAUCUCAGUGUCCAGCUCAACAGAUGCUGAAGCUACAAGCGAUCAGACAACUCAGACACAUAGUAGAGAAACUGUUUCCUCUCUUGCCUCUUCUGUAACUAGUGCUGAGCAUACAUUUUCAUCAGUGAUUACUGGAGAUUCUACAGGAGAAACAUUUACAAGUAAAGAUGUUACAUCACAUGCAGCAACAACCACAGCUACUUUAAUGGAAGAGAAAGAUCUGUCAGCAAAACCAUCUGAAUCCACAAUCAUUAAUGUUUCAGAGACACUGUUCUCUUCUGCUCAGACUAAACAUUUAGAUGAGAAAUUAUCUGAAAGCACUGUUACUAUAAUCUCAGAGAAGACAACUGCCAAAGAUAUACCGUUAUUAAGUUAUCAAGAUAUACCGUUAUCAAGUAUCUCAGUGUCCAGCUCAACUGCUGUUGAAGCUACAAGAGAUCAGACAACUGAUACACAUAGUAGAGAAACUGUUUCCUCUCUUGCCUCUGCUGUAACUAGUGCUGUAAGUAGAUUUUUAUCCAUGAGCACUGGGGACUCAAAGGGAGAAACAGUUAGAAGUGAAGAUGUUACAUCUCAUUCAGCAACAACUACAGCUACUAUGAUGGAGGAGAAAGAUCUGUCAGCAAAACCAUUUGAAUCCACAAUCAUUAAUUUUUCAGAGACUCUGUUCUAUUCUGCUCAGACUGGACAUUUAGAUGAGAAAUUAUCUGAAAACAAUUUAACAGUGAUCUCGGAGAAGACAACUGCCAAAGAUGUACUGUCAACAAGUUUUUCAUCAAGUUUGCCAUCUACAGAGUCUGAAGCUUCAGGAGAUGAGACAUCUGAUAUGUUAAGCAAAGAGUUCACAACCACAAGUUCUUCACUUUAUACUGAAACCAAAUCAGACCAUGAGCUUACAGAAACAUCAUCUGAUAUGACAGAAACAAUCUCAGUGUCCAGCUCAACAGACCCCGAAGCUACAAGAGGUCAGUCACCUGAUGUGCCUAGUAGAAAACCUGUUUCCUCUCUUUAUUCUACUCUAACUAAUACCAUACAUACAUUUACAUCAUUAGGCACCAGGGAAUCAACAGGACAAACAGUUACAAGUAAUGAUGUUAUAUCACCUAUAGCAACAACCACAGCUACUAUGAUGGAGGACAAACAUAUGUCAGCAAAACCAUCUGAAUUCACAAUCUUAGAGAAGACAACUGCAAAAUAUUUACCAUCAUCAAGUUUUUCUUCAAGUUUGCCAUCUACAGUUUCUGAAGCUUCAGGAGAUGAGACCUCUAAUAUGUUUAGCAAAGAGUUCACAAUGACAACCUCUUCACUUUAUACUCCAUCCAAAUCAGACCAUGAACUUAUCAAAACUUUAUAUGACAUGACAGAAAAAAUUUCAGUGUCGAGCUCAGCUGAUGCUGAAGCUACAAGAAAUCAGGCAACUGAGAAACAUAGUAGAGAACCUGUUUCCUCUCUUGAUCUUGCUGUAACUAGUACUGCACAUACAUUUUCAUCACUGAGCACUGAGGACUCAAAGGGAGAAACAGUUACAAGUGAAGAUGUUACACCACCUAUAGCAACAACCACAGCUACUAUGAUGGAGGACAAAGAUCUGUCAGCAAAACCAUUUGAAUCCACCAUCAUUAAUGUUUCAGAGACUCUGUUCUCCUCUGCCCAGACUGGACAUUUAGAUGAUAAAUUAUCUAAAAGCACUAUUACAGUGAUCUCUGAAAAGACAACUGCCAAGGAUGUCGUUUCACCAUCAAGUUUUUCUUCAAGUUUGCCAUCUACAGAUUCUGAAGCUUCAGGAGAUGCGACCUCUGAUAUGUUUAGGAAAGAAUUCACAAUGUCAAGUUCUUUACUUUAUACUCCAACCCAGUCAGACCAUGAAGUUACCACAUCAUCUUACACAACAGAAACAAUCUCAGUUUUCAACUCAACAGAUGCUAAAGCUACAAGAGAUCUGACAACUGAAACAGAUACAAGAGAACAUAUUUUCUCUCUUGACUCUACUGUAACUAGUGCUACACAUAUAUUUUCAUCAGUGAGCACUGGGGACUCAACAGGAGAUACAGAUACAAGUAAAGAAGUUACAUCACAUAUAGCAACAACCACAGAUAUUCUGGUAGAGGACAAACAUCUGUCAGCAAAACCAUCUGAAUCCACAAUCAUUAAUGUUUCAGAGACUCUGUUCUCCUCUGCUCAGACUGGACAUGUAGACAAGAUGUUAUCUGAAAUCACAGUCACAAUGACCUCAGACCUCAAAGAUAUCAUUUUACAAUUCACAGAGUCUGAAGGUUCAGGAGAUGAGACAUCUGAAAUAUUAAGCAAAGAGAUCACCACCCUUUACCCUUUUUAUGUUUCAAACAAAUCAAUUGAACAACUCACCAAAACACCAUAUAACACAAAAGAAGCAGUCUCAAAGUCUAGUUCAACAGAUGCUGCUCUUACAAGCACAUUGCCAGCAAAGGGGACAACAUCCAAAGAUUUUGUUUCACUGCCAAGUUUUACUUCAGUUUUGCAAUCUUCAGGAUAUGAAGGUUCAGCUAAGCCCUCUCAUAUGUUCACUAAAGAGUUCACAACAACAAGUUCGUCAAGUAAUAUUACAACCAAAUCAAAUGAUGAAAUCAUCAGUACUACAGCACAAAAAAUGAAAACAUCUGAGAAAAUGCAAACAGAACAGUCAGCUCUUGCUUCUGGAGUGCAGCCAUCAGAAAACAUUACAUCAACAAUAAAUGUUACAACAACUGUAAGUGGAGAACCAAUACCAAGUUCAUUUUUUACACACACAGAGGUAGAAGGCUCUGGUCAGCAGACACCAGAGAGGUUCACAACGGCUCCCUCAUCUAUGAUCAGAACAGUCACACGUCAGGAGGUCAUGACACCUCAAAAAGAGUUUGCCUCUUCAAUGACUGAAUUUAAAGAAGAACCUAGCACCCACCGUACAACAGAAGAAGUUAGCUCAGGUUACACAACAACAGAGCCUGUUAGUACUAGACUUUCUCAUACUAUAACUGAACACACCACAGAAUCAAUUAUUACUCAUACUGCAAUUGGAUCAGGUAAACCUAGUCUCACUUUAGAGGCAAAAGAAGAUGACCAGACCACACCUUCAGUUAUCCAAACAACGACAGUCACUGCCAGUUACGAAGCAACUUCAGCUCUUCUCAGGACAAAAACAAUGUUUACAUCUUCUAGCAAAAGCCAUAGCAUUCACACAACAAUUUCAUCUGAUGAAGAGGAUGACACAACAUAUUAUGAAGGAUCAGGGGUGUCCCCUGUUAUGCACAUUUCAUCAGCAGCCAUCAAAACUCAAACUGGUUCUCCAACAGUUCUUAUGACUAGCACUGGCUUCACAGAAAUAGACAAAGACAUCACUAUAACACAAAAGUCGAGUCCUAUCACAUCUGCCUUUGUAAACAGAGAAGGCUCUGGUAUUGUAGAAGAUGACAAAGAAACUACUCAAUUAGAAGGUUCUGGUGAAGAGGACAGAGUGAGUCCAACAGAGGAAAUGUCUGACAAUUAUACUGAUGAGGCAGAAAUCAGUGAGCCUAACCGCACAUCAGAGCCAGGGAGUUUUGUAAGUUCCUCCCAUUCCACAUCCUUCACAACUAAACCCACAUUGCUGUCUAGCACUGUCCGGACAGCAGUAAGAUUGUUAUCUACCGAAGGUAGUGAAAUAACAGCUGAAAGUGAAGUGGAUGAAGAUGAUGGCUCUAGUGGUGAAAUAUCAACAGCAACUCUUGAGUCAAUUCCUCCACAAGAUAUACCCUCUGAGGACAAAACAACUUCAACUACCAUCACACAACCACAGAUAACUGAAGCUGCAACAUCUGCUGUAAUAAUGUCAAGAAAAUAUGAGGCUUUAUCAGGUUCUGAGACACAAAAGAGUAUGUUACAGCCAAACACUCCAGAAACCGACUUAAAUGGGUUCAAAUUAUCAACCACAGAGGAUGACAAGGAAUUUACCUCACCUGGAGAUCCUACUGCUGAGAUAUACAAAACACCAACAACUAAGGCAUAUGAGGACCUAACUGUAAGAACUGAUGAGGCAGAAGUUGAAGAGACGGAAAAGAAAACAGGUUUCUCAAGUGCUGCAUCUGUCACUAGCAGUACAGUUUUCAUACAUCAGUCAACUUUAUCCCCAUCUUCCUCAUUCCUGACCUCUACCCAGUCAACUGUAAUGCUUGCAACUUCACUUUCAGAGGAUGGCAGUGGGGAAGACUCAUCUGAGGGGGAUGGAGCAGAAGAUGAUGGAUCAGGUGAUGAAUCAACUCUUGGGACAUCUUCACCUUUGCUAUCAAGCUCAAAGAUGACAGAAACAACAAUUAGCAUGACACCCUUUAGCUCAGUCAACAGUGGACAGUACAGUACAGUCAGAAUUGUUUCACAGGAACACACAUUCUCAAGCACAAAUGCUGAAGGUUUCACUCUGGUCUCAGUGACAGGACAGACAGAGCAGGAACAUUCUGGUGUUUUUGUCUCAGAUAUAGCAGCACCUAGCUCUACAACUCCUGGAACACCAUCUGGUAUGAUAACAGGCCACACUAAAUUGCCUUUUUUCAUGACACCUCAAGAUCCUGUGUCCACCACUACUCCAUUGGUCUUGUCUAAGGACAGUGGUGAUCAGCAAGUCACUCCAACAAGUCCAGUCUUACUAUUCACAGAGGAGGAGGAAGAUGAAGAUAAGCUACUUUCAGCUGUUACAGGGAGUAUAAGAGAUGAUAGCAUCAAACGAGAAGAUUUCACUAAGGAUGACAUAAUUAUUGAUGCAGAUACUUUGUCUGUUUUAGAGCAGUCUUCUCCCUUCGCCCCUACAAUUGUUACAGAAGAAGCAGCUGGAGUAACCCCAAUUGUCAUGACGGCACAACCCUCAAGCUUUAUGACAGAGGAGCCAGAAGGAUCUGGAAUGGAUGGCACUGAGUUACCUCAUUUACGUGUGUCAUUUGGAACCACAACAGACAGGUUACUAGUUCUGCAAACCCUACAAACCCAAUCAACUACAGACAACCUGCUGAGCAGUCCAAAAUAUUUAGAAGAGGGCAUGCAAGCAACACAAUCUCAUGAGGCUACUGAUGCUUAUGUACCUGAACACACACAAGAUGGUCAGACAGAAUCCACAGAAUUUACAAUGAGACACUCAGGAGACACGUUGUCUACGGAUGAUUGUAUUCUGGAAACAUCCACUUUAACCCCCAUGACAUCUCAAGGGUCCACAGAAAGAGUCAUAGAAAUGUUUUCAGCUGAAGAGCACUCAUCUGAAUAUGUAUCAACACAUACUGGAGAUGAUGUAACAUCUGCCCCAUCAAGUUCUGGAGAAAGUGUUUCUUUACAACAUACAGGUGAUAUCACAAUCUCUGAACAGACAGUUUCUCCAGUAUUGGAUGUAACGAGUGCUGCAUCUUUCCAUACUGCAUCAAGUGCUAGCAUGACUGAACCUGCCAAAACGACUACAAGUGCACACACAAAAACUGCAGCAACUGAUGAUAAUGACUUAACAGCUGACACAGAGGAAACAUUGUACAUGACAAGUGCUGAUAACAUUAAACUCAGUAGUCCCUCUACUGAUAAGGUAAUUCAGGGAAGUGAUUUAACAAGCACAGAUGUAUCAACUAGAUCUGGUAUUUCAGAGGAAACCACAAGUGCAUUAUUUUCUUCAACAGAUUAUGGCUCAGGUGAUCAAACACUUGAAAUGGGUACAGGACUGUCUCAUUUAACAGACCCUCCUUUAGUAUCUAAAUAUGAUUUGUCAUCAUCAUCUACAAAGAGUGAUAUUGUGAUUCACUUUGCAACAACCUCUUUGCCUGAAUCAAUUACAGUAAAUGAUGGGGAACCAUAUCACAAAGCUUUGUCUGAGAUGACAGUGACACAUAAGCCCGACACAGACAACACAGAAGAUGUGACAUCUCCAUCAACAACCAUUCCCACAAAUCUUAUAUCUGCAUUAAAGUUUAAUAUGACUACAGACACAGUAACAUUAGUGGGAUCUCCUUCAUCUACAUCCAUACCAGGAAUGGGUGACAAAACAGGAGCUCCACUUUCUUCUGCGAAAGAGACAGAUGAAAUAAUCGAUUAUGAUACAAAAACCGAACCUUACAUAACAGUAUAUUCCAUACCAGAUUUAAUAAACACAACAAACUUUGACAGUGUGACUGACUUAGACGUUAGCUCAGAAGAAGUGACUAGCAUUGAUGACAUCACCCAACCUGAAGGUGCAGAGAGUUUCCCCACUUCACAGCCUGAUGUUAAGACUACUUUUGAGACCACCUCACAGCCUGAUGUUGAGACUAGUUUUGAGACUACAUCACAGCCUGAUGUUGAGACUAGCUUUGAAACCCCCUCAGAAUCAAAAAUGGAAACUGGCAUUGAGGACAGUGCAACACGUGUUGAUGGAAAAAUGCAAGAAGAAGUUUUGAAUACUGAGACCACCUCUCAGCUUGAUACUGAAAUAAGCUUUGAGACUACCAUGCAACCAGACAUUGAGAGUGAAACUACUUUUGAGCGUGUCUCAAGAACUGAGAGUGAUGCUUCAGUCACCAGCUCACCAAACAGUGGAACAAGUAGUUCAGAGAGAAGCACAUCUGGGGAGGUAAACACCAUAUCAUCCAAUAUGUAUCACACCACAACAAGACUUUCUGAUGUCACAGAUAAUCCAAGUUCCGCUGCUAUAAGUGAAGAGAGAUUCUUGGAAAAAAGAGUUGACACAGGAUUCAGCACCACCAUAGAACCUCAAUUUGAUGGAUCCGUAACUUCCAGUAGCUGGAAGGGCAGCUCAGAUGAGGAUUCAGUUAUUAUUCCAUCAUCUGAUGAGGUUCAGGCAGUAAUUCUGUCUACUGCAACAACCUCAGCUUUACUUAUGACACCUGAUUCUGAUAUAAAGAUUGUUAGCAAGGAAACUACCUCAAGGAAACAAGAGGCAACUGGUCAGAUUGAGGAAGCUGUAACUCUUAAUACUGAGAUUCCAAUUCAAAAUGAAGAUCAGAUGACAUCGUUAGUACCUACCACCCAGAGGGAGAUUACUACACCAUUUUCCUCCAUUGAAGAUGUUUCUGAGGCCGCUUUGGUUAGAAGCCCACCUCCAAGUGCACAGAUUGAAAGCAUAACACAUAGUACAGCAGACCUUCCAUACACAAUGAUCGGGCAGACAAUUGAUAUUCCAGAUGUUCACUCCUGUUCUGCUGAUGCUUGCUUAAAUGGCGGUUCUUGUAUAAAAAUAGGCGGUGCUCAGAUCUGCAGCUGUCCACCUGGAUACAGUGGUGACCAGUGUGAAAUAGACACUGAUGAAUGUCACACAAACCCUUGUCGUAAUGGAGGAACAUGUAUUGAUGGCCUUAACUCAUUCACCUGUGUAUGUCUUCCAAGUUAUGCAGGAGCACUGUGUGAACAAGACACUGAAACAUGCAGCUAUGGCUGGCACAAGUUCCAGGGUCAUUGUUACAAAUUCUUUCCUCAUCGGCGUAACUGGGACACAGCAGAGCGUGAAUGUCGUCUCCAGGGGGCACACCUUGCUAGUGUCCUGUCCCAUGAGGAGCAGCAGUACAUCAACCGCCUUGGCCAUGACUACCAGUGGAUCGGCCUGAAUGAUAAGAUGUUUGAGAAUGAUUUCCGGUGGACGGAUGGUAGUGUUGUGCAAUAUGAAAAUUGGAGACCGAACCAGCCAGACAGUUUCUUUUCCUCAGGGGAGGAUUGUGUGGUUAUUAUCUGGCAUGAGGAUGGCCAGUGGAAUGAUGUUCCCUGCAACUACCACCUCACCUUCACUUGCAAGAAAGGCACAGUGUCCUGCAGUCAGCCUCCUAUUGUCCUUAACGCCCGCACAUUUGGCCAGCUGCGCCCACGCUAUGAGAUCAACUCCCUGAUCAGGUACCAGUGCAUGGACGGCUUCAUCCAGAGACAUGUUCCCACCAUUCACUGCAGAGGAGACGGCUCAUGGGAUCUGCCCAGGAUUUCCUGCAUGAGUCCCUCCAACUUCCAAAGGUCCUAUGCAAGGUAUGAGACAUACAGAGUUUUUCGCAGUCAUCAGAAGAGAUUGGCAGAAAAUUCUGUUGAUGUACCCCGACGACACCAUCACCAUGGUGUAAAACCCAAUCGGAUACAACAAUAGUUGCUGUUUUAACACGAGCCUUUUAAUGUAUUUUGAUAGCAUAUGACGGAUCUGCCUGCUGGCUGAAAGAAAAGAUUUAAAAAAAAAAUUAUUAAAAGGACCAGAAAAGAGUGGAAUAUCACUGGAAUGAAAGAGUGGCUUUUUAUCUUUUUAAGAAAGAUGGUUUUUAAGAACUACAUAAAGGACACAUUCAGCUGGCCUCUGAAAACACAAAAGAGUUAUCUGACCUGCCCUCCAUCUGUUCUGCUUCUUUUUGGGAAUACACAGUGCUUUCAUAAAUUUUAACUCACAAUCCAGAUGUAAGUGAGCUAUUUUAAUGCAACCUAUUUUAGCUUCUAAACAUAAUGGUACAUUUUGAUACACACUUUGCCAUAUGAUUCUUUCAAUCUUUCUUCAAAUUUACAAGAACCACAGGUGUAUGCAGACAUCUUGCUGUUUACUGAAUAAAUGAGAAAUCGUACAAAAGAAUGUGAAGAAAAUAUAUAUUUAUAUAGAAAGUGUGAGCAAUGGCUCACAUGGAGUCAGUGUUUGUUGUGGUACAAAAAGGCCAAUAAUAUCAUUAAAAAACUCCAUCCAAUGCAGUGGAUGGUUUUGAUAUCUUAAAGUCAACACAAUGUGUUUUAAUACUUUUAAUGCAUUGACUUUAAGCUAUUUACUAUUGAAAAGCCAUUUAGAUUUGAGAUUAUUUAUAUUACUCUCUUUGAUGUUUCCUUCAAGUGUUUACAAUGCAAAUCUGUUUCACAUACAUUUAAUUCCGCCGUCAGUUAUCUAUAAACCAAAAUUAACUUACUUCACAUCAUUUUCAUCAACAUUUUCAUUAUCUUUUUCUCAGACAGUUUAAAACUACUUUAAAGAGAAUGUACUUUGUGAGAUGCCUAAAAGACUUGAGUGAGUGCCUUUUAAACAAGAUGCCUAUAAUUUAUUUCUUGCGCAGCUCCUUGUUUUUUUAUUGUUGUAGUGAGAUAGAACACACUGAGGACUUCACUUGGCCAAACUGUACAUUGAUGGAGUUCAGUAUAUUAGUUUAAGAGCACAGUGUAUCAAUAGCUGGCAGUGAUGUGACUAAUAGAUGACAUUAGGAACUCAGAAUUUAGAUGGAUUUCAUUAAGACAUUUGGGGUGUAUCAAUGGACCAAAAGAAGAGGAUUCAUAUAGUAAUAGGAAAGUUUGUUGAACUGGUCAUCCUUUUGUUUAUUCCCAAGAAUUCUUUCUUUAAGAUCUUUUCUUUUGUGUGUUUACUUCUUGUGUCUGUUUUUAUUUUUUUCCCUCUCAAAAGUGCACACACCUUUUUAUAUUUAUAGUAUAACUUGUUUAUUGUCAAAUGUGAUUGUUUGUAAUGUUUGUGAAAUGGAAAACAAAUUUGUAAGGAAUGUUUUUAUGCCUUCUGUGUAAACAAAGUUUAUUAUAUUCUA
Carassius carassius (crucian carp) is the source of this 14524-nucleotide messenger RNA. It is a transcript of the gene vcana, whose product is annotated as versican a. The record is from RefSeq and is a predicted model, not a curated record. Gene Ontology annotation, biological process: cell adhesion. Gene Ontology annotation, molecular function: calcium ion binding; signaling receptor activity; hyaluronic acid binding. The transcript has 15 exons. Bases 184 to 13113 code for a protein of 4309 amino acids. NCBI's taxonomy places the organism in Eukaryota, Metazoa, Chordata, Actinopteri, Cypriniformes, Cyprinidae.